Molecule: messenger RNA, 2301 nt
Organism: Zootoca vivipara (common lizard)
Lineage: Eukaryota; Metazoa; Chordata; Lepidosauria; Squamata; Lacertidae
Gene: CHP1
Product: calcineurin like EF-hand protein 1
Molecular function (GO): calcium ion binding
Source: RefSeq, a predicted model, not a curated record
CAAUCUCGGUCGCUGGCGCAGCGUCUGCGCGGCUGAUUGGCUGGCCGACUCGCCACACGGAGGACCGCCGGCCUUAGGCCAAGAGCAGUCUCUCUGGUGCUUCGUCGAGGCAGUUGUCCGACGGUCGUGAGGCUGCCUGCCGCGAUGGGUUCCCGGGCUUCCACGCUGCUUCGGGACGAGGAGAUAGAGGAGAUCAAGAAGGAGACAGGCUUUUCCCACAGUCAGAUUACUCGUCUCUACAGUCGGUUUACCAGCCUAGACAAAGGAGAGAAUGGCACUCUUAGCCGUGAAGAUUUCCAACGUAUUCCAGAACUUGCCAUCAACCCACUGGGGGACCGGAUUAUCAAUGCCUUUUUUCCAGAAGGAGAAGACCAGGUGAAUUUUCGUGGAUUCAUGAGGACUUUGGCACACUUCCGACCCAUUGAGGAUAAUGAGAAAAGCAAAGACCAGAAUGGGCCAGAACCACUUAAUAGUCGGAGCAACAAGUUGUACUUUGCUUUUCGGCUAUAUGAUCUAGAUAAAGAUGACAAGAUUUCUCGAGAGGAGCUGCUUCAGGUUUUGCGGAUGAUGGUUGGCGUAAACAUCUCGGAUGAACAGUUGGGCAGCAUUGCUGACAGAACAAUCCAGGAGGCUGAUCAAGAUGGUGACAGUGCAAUCUCCUUUGCAGAGUUUGUUAAGGUUUUGGAGAAGGUGGAUGUAGAGCAAAAAAUGAGCAUUCGAUUUCUUCACUGAUGGAUCAAGGCCCAUUCCUUGUUGUCCUAAUAUUUAAGGAAUAUAGUUUGUUUUACCCUCUCCUGUGCAAUCCUGCUGGUGCGUGUGAGGUACAUCUCCAAACCCCCCUCAGUUUGUUCCAUCAAUGUGAACAUUCCUUCUGCAUCAGAACAAAGGAACGUGGCUGCAGUGCAGCUUGGAAUGGAACCUUGAAAUGGCCUUUUCCUCACACUUCACUUUGCUUUCUGGUUAUAAAUUAUUUCUUCCCAUGUUACUAUAAUCUACUAUUUUAUGAACUAUGACAACAAAAAUCUGACUUGGUAGUAUUUGUAUUCUCUAUUCAGUUUGUCUGGUUAACAAACUGUUUUCUUCUGUCCUUGGUUUUGUUUAAAUAUAGAUGUCUGCCACUCUUAACUUCAUAAUAAUGCAAGGCCAAUGGUUUUGUUUUCAGAAUUAAGGCUUUGGAGCUUCAUUUUGCAAGUGUGUCAAAUGUUAUGAAUUUGUCCACAGAUGUGGUAUGCCUGCCAAGAGAGUAACUUGCAGUUCUGAAAACAUAGUAACUGUGUACCUGAAUGAAACUAUUUCAUAGCAAGCUAUUUCUUAACUGGAAAAAGUUUAUUGCCUCUCUGCUGCCCACCCCCUGCCACCAGCUUUAUGUAGACUGUUUUGAUUUGCAUUACACUUAAAUGACUCAAAUUUCUUCCUUGUGCUUUUAUUGUUUUUCAGUGAAUGUUUGAAAUGCAUAAUUUUUGUUGCACAGCUUAUAAGUGGAAGGCUUUUCAUACCAAUUAUGCCAACUGGACCUUUUGUCUCCAACAUGCAUGUCAAAGUCCAGAUUUGAGUAGUACUUUGUCCCUACAAAUUAUGUGGGAACACUAAUGGUUUUAGGAAAAUUCUUAGCACAUGUGUACCUUUAUUACUUCAGAUUAUAUUUUGAAAGUUUUAUUUUAACCAUACACAAGGAUCAAGUAACAUUAUGAAAGUGAAUUUUGAUGUAAGCAGCACAAUACAGAACUGAGGGCUCAAAAGCAAUGAAUAUGAUGAUCUUUUUAGGCUGGAUUGUCUUUGCUGUUAGUAAACAAUUCUGUUGCACUGAUUAUCAAUGAACUUCGACAACCGUUUUUAACUGUGCAGUGUUGGCUUCCAAGAUGCAGAAAAAUACUCUGUGUAAAAAUCAGUGUUCAAAUGCUCCUGACCCCUGCUAUAUGCCAGCAUUUCUAUAAGUAUUGAGUGCAAGUUAAUCUAGUUUACUUAAAUCCGAUACAAUUCAAUGAUCCUUCAGAAUUGCACACUAUUUUACAUUUUAAAAAAAUGCAACAGAAAAUCUAUUCCUCCAGACAAAUUAUAAAGAUGGGAACAAGAUUAAAGGGUGAUUGCUUACAAACACUUUAUGAUUUUUGAUCACAAUGUAAACAUAGGAAUUUUAUAAAGAGAAGGAAAAUGAAAGUAACACCAAGUUGUUAGAUUUGUUUGAAAUGUGCUUAUUUGAAAAUAAGCAAUCUUCCUUUGGCUAUAGCGGUAAUCCACAGGUGUGCCUUGUCAGAUCUAUUAUAUUCAUCAACUAUCCAUGAAUAAAAUCCUUCAACAUAC